This is a messenger RNA of Malassezia vespertilionis, 1770 nucleotides long. RefSeq names its product N-acetylphosphatidylethanolamine-hydrolyzing phospholipase D (gene EFM4). Gene Ontology annotation, cellular component: membrane-bounded organelle; cytoplasm. Gene Ontology annotation, molecular function: N-acylphosphatidylethanolamine-specific phospholipase D activity. Bases 1 to 1770 code for a protein of 589 amino acids. Lineage: Eukaryota; Fungi; Basidiomycota; Malasseziomycetes; Malasseziales; Malasseziaceae. The transcript has a single exon. The record is from RefSeq and is a predicted model, not a curated record. Gene Ontology annotation, biological process: N-acylethanolamine metabolic process; N-acylphosphatidylethanolamine metabolic process.
AUGGCGUUGCAAGUGCGUGCGAAUGCACGCAAGCACACUGAGCCGCCAGCACACUAUGUUGUAUUGAAUGAGUGGAUACGUGGUGCUGUGCGUGCGGGCUUUCAAAAUCCAUGGGAUAGCUGGCACAAGCCGACCGCGACCGAGGUGCUGCAGGGACUCGAGUGGGGCGAGCGGCCCGGUUCGCCCGCCCCUGCCCCUGGGACGAUGCUCGACAAUCUCGCAGCGACUUUCAAACGGCUUGUGCCCGACACGCCCGAAGUGCCGGGCUUGCAGUCGAAUGCGAGCCAGAAUGAGUGCGAAAAAGUGAUGUAUUCAUCGCUCGAUGUCCAAACUCCCGACUUUGCGUUCGAUGCCAGCGUCGAGCGCGCACAUGCGACAUGGCUUGGUCACGCCGGCGUGCUUUUGCAGCUCCCCUCGCUUUCUCCGGGUGGCCGAGCGCUUACUGUUCUUUUCGAUCCCAUCUUCUCGCAGCGGUGCUCGCCGUCGCAAAUGUUUGGGCCUACGCGCUUUUAUCCUGCGCCGUGCAGUGUUGCAGACCUUCCCGCCAUUGACGCAGUGAUUAUCUCGCACAACCACUAUGAUCACCUGGACACCAGCACAAUUACAGCGUUAUGGCAGCGCUUCCAAGGCGCGACUCAUUUCUUUGUGCCCCUUGGCAACAAGGACUGGUUUAUCCAGGCAAAUGUGCAGCCAGACGCUGUGACGGAGCUUGACUGGUGGCAGGAUGCAACGAUAUACCCCGAGGGCGCGACGCCCACCCACAAUGGGCCAUCGCUGCGUGUGAUUUGCACCCCUGCACAGCACGGCUCUGGGCGCACCGCGACAGAUACAGACCACAGCCUUUGGGCCAGCUGGUAUUUGGAACACCGCGGUGCAAACGACCCUACAGAUAUGUACCGCGUAUUCUUUGGCGGCGACUCUGGCUUCCGUUUUCGUGUGGGGAGCGAAGAAACGCACCGCAGCGGCGAACGCACGCCCAGCACCGGCGCCGACAACUCUCGCUGCUCUUCGCCCGUCCCAGUGCUUGAUUUGGAAAGCGACGAGCACGCAGCACCCGAAAGCGAAUCACCGCCGAGCGGCACGGAGCGCGAGUCCCGCCGACGCACACUUUCAUUUGCACACGCGAGCUCACCGCUCCGAGCACUUUCACGCAGCUCUGUUCGCCGUGCAGACAGGCGCAAGAGUGAAGCGCGCGGUGCCGGCGCGCACGUCUAUCCCGAAUGCCCCGCGUUUGCAGAGAUUGCCGAGCGCUUCGGCGCGCCGGAUCUCUCGAUGCUGCCUGUGUCUGUCGGCGCGACAUAUGCAUAUUUGAAAAGCUUUGACCCUCUUCCCGACUGGAUCAGUCCUAUCCCGCGGCUCUCCGAUGGGCUCACCGGCGCGAAUCAUAUGAGUGCAUCCGACGCCGUCACCAUUUUUACGCUCAUGCAAGGACGUGCGGAUCCCUCCAUUCCUCUUUGUAAACGACCGCACAUAAUAUCCGAUGCACAGCGGAAGACAAGACAGCCUGUGGCCCUUGCCAUUCACUGGGGCACCUUUGUGGACGGUGCAGCAGAAGUUGCAGAGACGAUGCAGCGGCUGCAAUGGGCGUGCGAGCGACAAAAUGUACGCUACACGCGCACAUAUGCUCCCGGCCAAUUAAAGCAUGGCUAUACACAGGAUGCAUCUACGUCUGCGGAUCCAAGCGCGCCUGUGUUUGUCCUCGUGAACCAUGGCCAGAGCAUUGCCAUUCCCCAAGGACCGCUCGUAGCCUCCACAACCUCCACAUGUUAG